UAUUGUCUGAAAAUACGUCUCACACAUUUACAAGAUCAGCAAAAUCAACACAAGCUGAGAGUUACACACAGAAGUUUUAACCCUUCACCCUUCAUGAGGACACCAACCUGUAAAUGUAACGUGAAAGUCCUUAAACCAGACUAAGAGUCCCUUUAAGACCCUGUUUCUAUGACUUUGUGAUUCGCCCUUCAGACAGAGUUCCACGCCGCACUCAGAGAACCUGUUUGUCUCACGUGUUUCCUCUCUCUGGUUUUUUAAUAGACUCGUUGAAUGAGUCUGUUUUUGGAUCUCUAAUGAGGGACGUGAUUAACCUCCUGAUAAUUACCCCUCCUCCUCCUCUGCCUCCUCAGGACAAUCAUGAUGUCGCCAGACGGCCCGGCCCUCGAGGACCUGCUUUAUGGUGGUGACCUUGGUGAUGAGGCAAAGGGGGAGGAGCUAAAUCACGUCCCUGGGGUGUCAGAGGAAGGAGCUGCUGCAGAGGAUACUCCGGCAGCCGUGUCCUUCCACGAGCCGGUUACGUGUGCCGGCUGUGGCGAGCAGGUGUGCGACCGUUUCUUCCUGCUGGCGGUGGGCCAGGUGUGGCACGGCGCCUGCCUACGGUGCAGCCAGUGUCACUGCGAGCUCCAGGCGCACCCCUCGCUUUACUGGAGGGACGGGAACAUCUACUGCCAACAGGACUACUGCAGGCUGUUUGGAAGCGGUCAGUGCACACGCUGCUUACAGCCGAUCCCCGCCUCAGCGCUGGUCAUGAGGUCCGGGGAGCUGACCUUUCACCCUCACUGCUUCUCCUGUCAGGAGUGUGAUGUAAAACUGAUACCAGGGAACCUGUACUGCGUGCAGGGCCAGAGCCUGUACUGCCAGUCUCACUACCAUGAAGACAGGAGUGUCUCGCUGUCCCACGAUCUCCAGCCGGAACAAAACCCGACAGAAGCAGCUCAAAAUCCUGCCUCAGGCGAAGGGGAGGAGUCUGUCAGCAGCCCUGAGCCACGAUUGGACGACGUCGGAGCAGGUGGGAGGCACCGCAGGCGGACAAAGAGAAUCAGGACUUGUUUCCGCAGCGAGCAGCUCAGAGCGCUGGAGAUGUAUUUCGCCCAGAAACACAACCCGGAUGGGAAAGACUGGACCUGCCUCGCACACAAAACCGGUCUGCCCAAGAGAGUCCUGCAGGUGUGGUUUCAAAACGCUCGGGCCAAACUGAGGCGCUCCCUCACCGCUGACGACUCACAGGUGAACUCCCUUUCCGCUCCAUCGAGCGGUUCCUCCAUGGCGGCAGGGUCCCCGCCCCUGACCUGCUCCCCGACCGACCAGUCCCAGCCUUUCCCCGGCAGCACCAUCGACCACCUGCAGCUCUCCCUGCUGACCGCUCCGCUCAGCGACCAGCCUGCGAGUCCGGUGACAAACCGGCAACAUGAGCUGCUACAGAACGCCGACUUCUUCCUGGACUACGACUCCCAGAAUGCACCGGGGUGCGUCUCUUCUCUGGAGGCCUACGAGGACUUUGGAGAGGCCAUAGGAGCAGUUGAUGGAAAAGAUGAUCCUGAUAGUUCUUUUAGACCACAUUACUGCUAGUCUAGAGUCCGAUCAUUUCAUGACAUAGAUUUUCAAAAUAAGAGAAAGUUUAAAACUGUUCUCUUUAGUUCCUCAGGGUUUAUGUUCCUCCUGGAGUGACAGUGAAGCUAGCGACUAGCUAUAAGCGAUGUCUUAGUUCGUUAAAUUCCUCAGAGUAACGCCCUUCAUCUGUUCCUGGUGAGUCCCAGUUUCACGGUAUAAAGUACGUCACAUGGAGUCUUUCUUUCAGCGGUAUGAACCAGGAGAAAAACUAGUACUUGAGGGGGUUUUGCUUGUAAUUAAGAGGUCUUAAGUUUGCUGAAAUAACAUCAUGAAGCAGAUUUGUAAAAAGUAAAAAGUCAAGUGUUGUCUUUUAAAUGUUUGUUUGUCGCUCAGGUUGAAUUUUAACUGCACUUUCAUGCAGAACAAAAAAAUAAACUGAACCAGGACUGCUCAUAAGAACCAGUAUGUCGGGACAGUGGAGUGUGUUUUGCCUGCUUUUGCUCUCCUCACAGUCUUGCACACACUAAAGCCUGCUGAUGCAUUGCUGGUUAAAACUACAAAGAGACUACAGACAAACCUGAGCACUUCCUGUACCAGAGCCCUCGAGUACAGACUCUACAUGUUCUAAUCUAUAAAUAGAGAUUAGGUUUGCAUCAGCUGCUGACUCAAAAUGAAACCACCAAACAGUCUGAUCUUGUCACUGUAACUAGAACACUUUCGGUUUAGAGCUGGGCUGAAUUGUUGUACUCUAUUUGAACAGGAAGUAGAUGCUGAGAUCACGUGUCUUACCUCAGUUUCCUCUCUUUGAAUAAACCAUCGACUGUUUCCAC
Messenger RNA from Notolabrus celidotus (New Zealand spotty), 2381 nucleotides. RefSeq names its product LIM/homeobox protein Lhx9-like. The record is from RefSeq and is a predicted model, not a curated record. The transcript is spliced from 6 exons. Lineage: Eukaryota; Metazoa; Chordata; Actinopteri; Labriformes; Labridae. Gene Ontology annotation, biological process: neuron differentiation; regulation of transcription by RNA polymerase II. Bases 358 to 1569 code for a protein of 403 amino acids. Gene Ontology annotation, cellular component: nucleus. Gene Ontology annotation, molecular function: DNA-binding transcription factor activity, RNA polymerase II-specific; RNA polymerase II transcription regulatory region sequence-specific DNA binding.